Messenger RNA from Rhodofomes roseus, 957 nucleotides. RefSeq names its product DUF572-domain-containing protein. The transcript has 6 exons. NCBI's taxonomy places the organism in Eukaryota, Fungi, Basidiomycota, Agaricomycetes, Polyporales, Fomitopsidaceae. Gene Ontology annotation, cellular component: post-mRNA release spliceosomal complex; U2-type spliceosomal complex. Gene Ontology annotation, biological process: mRNA splicing, via spliceosome. The record is from RefSeq and is a predicted model, not a curated record. The coding region runs from base 1 to 957 and encodes 318 amino acids.
AUGCAAGGCUUCAACAAAUACUAUCCACCCGACUACGACGGCGAGAAACAUGGCAGUCUCAAUGCUUACAGAGGAAAGCAUGCCCUCGGUGACCGGGCGAGGAAGAUAGAUCAAGGAAUCCUAAUUGUCCGCUUUGAGUUGCCGUUCAAUAUCUGGUGCGGAACAUGUAACAAUCACAUCGGCAUGGGCGUCCGCUACAAUGCGGAGAAGAAGAAGAUUGGGAACUACUACUCGACGCCCAUGUACUCGUUCCGUUGCAAAUGUCAUCUGUGCGACGGGUGGUUUGAAAUCCAGACAGAUCCACAGAACACGCGAUACGUGGUCACAUCUGGUGCUAGACAGAAGGAUGAGGAUUGGGAUCCCGAAGAGAACGGAGGUUUCGCGGUACACGAGACCAACCCCAAUGCGGGACCCGUGGACCCCCUCGCCGCACUCGAGAAGUCAACCGACGCCCAGAACUACGUAAACCAGGUCCAGGUUCCGCGGCUCGAAUCCAUCCAGUCGCUGUCUGACCACUACGGCACCGACCCAUACUCGCUCUCCAAGAAGGCCCGGAAACGGUUCCGGGAAGAGAAGAAGGUCGAGAAGGCCAAGCAAGAGUCCGACGACAAGCUCAAGAGCACGUACGGGCUCCCAGAGACGCUCGCGCUCACCGCAGAGAGCGAGGAGAGCAAGGCCGAGGCGAACAAGCUGUGGCAGGAGGAGAAGCAGGCGCUGCGCGAGCGCGAGGAGGCGAAGCGCAGAAAGCUGACUCACGACGCCGCGGUGCCUCCUCGACUCGGGAAGUCGUCGCGCGUUGCUCUGCCAGCGAAGAGCCGGGGCGGUUCAGCGUCGAGUUCAGCAGUCUCAUCAUUGCGAGCGAAGAUCCUCGAGAACACAGCGCGGCGAUCACAGCCAUUAGGUGCUUCGGGGCGAUUGAAACCUCCCGAUAUUAAAGGGAGCAUUCUACGUCGGUGA